Molecule: messenger RNA, 466 nt
Organism: Rasamsonia emersonii CBS 393.64
Lineage: Eukaryota; Fungi; Ascomycota; Eurotiomycetes; Eurotiales; Trichocomaceae
Product: 3-(3-hydroxy-phenyl)propionate/3-hydroxycinnamic acid hydroxylase
Exons: 1
Molecular function (GO): FAD binding
Source: RefSeq, a predicted model, not a curated record
GGCAGUGAGUAUCCCGGCGAGACGCUGGAUGCGCAGAUCAUCGCGACGAAUGUAUCCUCCCAUACACCUCUAUAUAUUCCUUUCUUAUGGACGGCUAACUGCUACGCAGGUAUACUACGACUUCUCCAAACACGGCUUCUGGGACUCCAACUUCAUCGUCCACCCGACAAACUGGUACAUGGCGGCCAAGAUCGGCACCGACGGCCUGCACCGGGUGACCUACGGCGACGUCGUGGGACUCUCGCGCGAGGAGUACAUAGCGCGGCAGCCGACGCGUUUCGAGGAGAUCCUACCGGGGCACCCAAAACCAGAAGAGUAUAAGAUCGUCAAUAUCAGUCCGUACAAGCUGCAGCAGCGGUGUGCGCCGGGUUUCCGUGUAGGAAGGGUUCUGCUGGCGGCGGAUGCGGCGCAUUUGUGUAAUCCUUUGUAUGGUCAUAAUCAUCCUUACAUCCUUACUACUGACUGA